UCUGAUCCCAAUAUCCACUGGUGGGGACUGGAUCCUGUGCGGUUCGGCUCACGACUUUUACUCUUCUUUUAGGGUUUCGAUUCAUCUCCCAGAGAUAUCAUGUCUGCAAAAUCUGGUUGCUCUGUUUACAUUGGUAAUUUGGAUGAGAGGGUAAGCGACAGGGUUUUGUAUGAUAUUCUGAUUCAGGCAGGACGGGUGGUGGACUUGUACAUUCCUCGUGACAAAGAAACUGACCGGCCCAAAGGUUUUGCCUUUGCUGAAUAUGAGACCGAGGAAAUUGCAGAUUAUGCUGUCAAGCUAUUCUCUGGCCUUGUGACACUGUACAAUCGAACACUGAAAUUUGCGAUUUCUGGGCAAGAUAAGCCCUCGUCAGCAGCAAUCACUCCCACAUCAAAUUCGUCCCUUGAACCAAAACCUCAUCCUGUACCAUUUAACAAUAUGGAAAAUUCUCAACACUCCAUGGGGUUAAGAACGCCUUGCAGAUUAGCAGCUCACCCAGUAAAUUAUGCACAAGUGCCAGCAUCCUCUGAUACAUUACACCAACCUAAUAGGUAUAGUUCACAACUCGAUGGCCACAGUUAUGACUACAGUCGAAGAGUUUUUGGGGCAACAUUGGAUAGCAUUAGCCGCACUAGGUCAAGAUACCAUGAUUCGAGUAACCCAAUAACUUAUCCCUCUUACUAAUUUAUCGCAAAUUGAUUAGGGAGGAACUUUCUUCUAUGCCCUAGAAUGGUAGUUUUUUAUAUUAUUAGAGCGAUUUAAGUAACAUACCUGUUGUGUAAUCUAUAAGGUUAGUGAAAGAUGACCAGCCAUUUAGUUUUCUUAUGUAGUUAAUCAUGCUAAUUAGGUGUUCUGGUUUUGUUAUUGUACUAUGCUUAUCAUGGUUAGACUUUUGAAGUGGUUUUUCUUAUUUUACUCAUUCAAAGUAUUUGAAACUUUCUAUAUCUUAAAUGCAACCAUUUAGUUUUUUUA
Molecule: messenger RNA, 972 nt
Organism: Vitis riparia (riverbank grape)
Lineage: Eukaryota; Viridiplantae; Streptophyta; Magnoliopsida; Vitales; Vitaceae
Product: RNA-binding protein 7-like
Exons: 4
Coding region: 100-684 (194 amino acids)
Molecular function (GO): RNA binding
Source: RefSeq, a predicted model, not a curated record